Aplysia californica (California sea hare) is the source of this 437-nucleotide messenger RNA. Its product is annotated as focal adhesion kinase 1. Gene Ontology annotation, biological process: protein phosphorylation; signal complex assembly. Lineage: Eukaryota; Metazoa; Mollusca; Gastropoda; Aplysiida; Aplysiidae. Gene Ontology annotation, molecular function: protein tyrosine kinase activity. Gene Ontology annotation, cellular component: focal adhesion. The record is from RefSeq and is a predicted model, not a curated record.
AAGAGAGAGCAGAAUAAGCCGCAGUCAGAGCCCGGCCAGAUGGGGGAGGUUGCCAAGGAAAACGCUCCCCCCACCCCCCCCUGCGCCCAGCCUGUGUUGAGAGGGGGUUUGCCCUCCAAACUCACACAGAGAAUAUCAACUGUCGCGUGUGAACGACGGUGUGUACGACAGCACGACCAACGUGGUGCGGGCAGUCAUGACCAUGACCAAGGAGGCUCCCACGGUGCAGGCGGACGGGUACCUGGACAUGGUCAAGAAAGUGGGCAGCGAACUCCGCAGUCUGUUGGCCAGUGUGGAUGAAGUGUUGCCGCAGUUACCGCUCGACUCUCACAGACAGUGACAGUUGGCAGAUAACAUGAGUGUGUCAACUAUCUGUGGUGACAGUUGGCAGACCGUGUCAUUGGCAUCAAGUGGAAAUGUUGUCAUUAACACCAGCA